Messenger RNA from Enterobius vermicularis (human pinworm), 1176 nucleotides. Lineage: Eukaryota; Metazoa; Nematoda; Chromadorea; Rhabditida; Oxyuridae. The record is from the annotation of a GenBank genome assembly.
AUGAACGGGAUAUUGCUUCUUAUCCUUCUUUUGCCAUAUCUCAGUUGUUGUGUCGCCGAAAAAGAUGAUGAAUUAAAAGGUUAUGUGAUCUAUUGCCCUUGUAUGGGAAGGUUUGGCAAUCAAGUGGAACAGUUUUUGGGUUCGUUAGCAUUUGCUCGUGCUCUUCAUCGGACACUUGUUCUACCACCGUUUAUAGAGUAUGAAUUUGGAAAACCACAAGCUAGCAUGGUAGAGUUUACAAGGUAUUUUUCCAAGAAACCUUUAGAAGCUUACCAUCAUGUAAUUACGAUGAAAAAGUUCAUGACUGAGGUAGCACCAGAUAUAUGGCCGAAAGAUCAACGAAAAGUGUUCUGUUGGAAUCCGAGAAAAAGCAUAUUUGAUGAGAAUGCUCCGCCUGGUUGCCAAGCUAAAGAGGGGAAUCCCUUUGGACCUUUCUGGGACCACGCAAAAGUUGAUUUUGUUGACGACGUUUUCUUUGGCAGCCAAAUUACCAACGGUUUCGAUAUUAGCGCUAAGGAUACCAAGAAACAGUGGUUGGAAAAGUUCCCAGCAGAAACAUAUCCUGUACUUGCUUUUUCGUCAGCUCCGGCAGCCUUCCCUGCUAAGGAAAAAGACCGACAUUUGCAGAUGUUCUUGAAAUGGAGCCCUCAGAUUUCAAAAAGGGCAACAGACUUUAUAAAUGAACAUUUGACAAGGCCGUACAUUGGCAUUCAUUUGCGGAACGAUCUCGAUUGGGACAGAGUAUGCGAACACGUCCAGGAAGGAGUUACGAAACAACUCUUUGGCUCAGCCCAGUGUAUUGGAGACUACGGCGAGAAAGCAAAUUUAACUAAGGAAAUGUGUGCACCAUCUUUACCUACUAUAGUUGACGAUGUAAAAGCGAUGGUGCGCAGGUUGGACGCCAAGUCGAUUUUCGUCUCCAGUGACCGUGAGUAUUACAUUGAUGAAUUAAAUGAACAAUUCAAGUCAGAAAGGGUAAAAGCUUAUCGUUUGGAUCCUGACAACGCUCAAGUUAGUCUAGCAAUUCUUGCUCGUGCCGACCACUUUAUCGGCAAUUGUGUAUCUACAUUCAGUUCGGUAGCAUACCGCGAGAGAAAGUACGCUAAACCAAAGCUGCCAACAACAUUUUUUGGCUUUCACCCAGAAGAAUUAAGAAGGCGAAAGAUUGAACUUUGA